Dicentrarchus labrax (European seabass) is the source of this 1333-nucleotide messenger RNA. It is a transcript of the gene or6at1, whose product is annotated as odorant receptor, family 6, subfamily AT, member 1. The transcript is spliced from 5 exons. The record is from RefSeq and is a predicted model, not a curated record. Gene Ontology annotation, molecular function: olfactory receptor activity; G protein-coupled receptor activity. Gene Ontology annotation, biological process: G protein-coupled receptor signaling pathway. Gene Ontology annotation, cellular component: membrane. NCBI's taxonomy places the organism in Eukaryota, Metazoa, Chordata, Actinopteri, Moronidae. The coding region runs from base 111 to 1229 and encodes 372 amino acids.
UGUUAUAAUCGGAAAAAAAGUCGGCUGCUCUUGAAAAGGCAAAACAUGGACCUGAGAGGAAGUUCUGCAUCAUUGAGCAGCGAAAAGUCGGACUCUCGUAUUCAGAGUAAAUGAUUCUGCACUUGUUGUCUGUUGACAGCAGAUUCUGUCUGUCUGUCUACGGAGGGAAGAUGGAGCUUUUACCGUUUGAUAUUUCACCUGAAAGCCCCAGAGAUUCAGACCUGCCCUUGUCAACCAAUCACAGGUCGAGCUCUGUUAAUGGCACCUGGGGACCUGAGGGAGUCACUUUCUUCGUCAUCCAGGGCCUCACUAACCUUGGCAAGACAAACAUGAUCCUUUUUGUGAUCCUGCUGUUGGGUUACAUCAUCAUCCUGGGAGGAAACAGCAUGAUCAUCUUCGUGGCGUCCACCGAUCCGAAGCUCAACUCUCCCAUGUAUUUCUUCCUCUACCACCUCUCCUUUGUGGACAUUGUCUACACCACCAGCACCAUCCCCAAAAUGCUGUCAGGCUUCGUGAGGGACGUGAACACCAUUUCCGUCUCGGGCUGCUUCCUCCAGAUGCAUUUCUUCAUUCAGCUCGGCGUUACCGCCUACGCAAUACUGACUGUCAUGGCGUAUGACCGCUACGUGGCCAUCUGCAACCCUCUGCGCUACACUGCCGUCAUGACCCGGCCCGUCCAGCUGCUCCUCAUCGCAGGAGCAUGGGGCUUCGCCCUCUUCUGCACACUGCCAGCCACCGCCAUGACCUGGAAGAAACCUUACUGUGGCCCGAACGUGGUGAGGAACGGCUGGUGCGACCUGUCGUCUGUAAGGCGGCUGGUGUGUGCUGACACAUCUGUGGAUAACAUUGUGUCGGUUUCCUUCGCCAUAUUAGCGCUACUGACCACAGGAGUCCUCAUCCUAGCCUCCUACAUCCUCAUUGGCGUGUCCAUGUCGAGGAUGGGCGUCGCUCAGAGGCUGAAGGCCUUCGGGACGUGUGCCGCCCACCUGACUGUGGUGUCCAUCUCUUACGGCUCGGCCUCGUUUGUAUACAUCUCCUACCGGGUGGGAAACUUUUCGCCGGAGGAACGUAUCGUUGUGUCGGUGCUGUUCUCCGCUCUGACUCCUUUCAUAAACCCGAUCAUCUACAGUCUGAGGAACAAGGAGCUGCGACAGUCUAUCAGAAAGACUCUGAGCAGGUUCAGUCCUGCUGCUGUGGGAACCAUAAAGGAUGUCAUCACUGUGUCCUGAGACAUCCAGAAAGAAACUGCUCUGCACAAAUCUUAUUUGUUUGUUCAGCUGUUGUUGAAUUUGCAUUGAAGGGUCACAUUAAACUAGUUAAAGUCCCCAUGAAA